AUGACAUUUUCGAACUGGGUGGUGCAUAACUUUCGUAAGGAAGACACUUUAAGAGUCCUCUUCUCCGAUGAGAAUAUGUUUGAUCUUGAUGGCAUCUACAAUGCUCAGAAUGAUCGAAUAUGGACAGUAGAUCGCGAUAAAACCGAUAAAAAAGGUGGUGUCAAGCAGAAACGAAAGUCUCCGCAGAAAGUAAUGGUUUGGCAAGGAGCAUACUCCAAAGGAUUGACACCAGUGAUCAUUCUGGAUAAAGUAACGGUGGAUCAUCAAAGAUACAUCAAUGAAGCGUUGCCGGCGACUUUAAAAUAUGGCGACGAAGUUCUUGGCGAUAGUUGA
Messenger RNA from Rotaria socialis, 333 nucleotides. Lineage: Eukaryota; Metazoa; Rotifera; Eurotatoria; Philodinida; Philodinidae. The record is from the annotation of a GenBank genome assembly.